UUAAACAACGGCGCAAAAACAUCCUAUUUGUGCAAAUCUCCCCAACUCUUUUGCUUUGUUCACGAAUUCAACUCGACAGUGGCGGGUCGGACGGGCAACCCACGAUAAAAAAAAUUGGAUCUUUUUCAGCCAAAAAUGACACCACUCUCCCGCGACUCCGUCCUGUUCUCCGGCGAAAUUCACCAGUAAGUUCCAUCUCUAUCUCUUCCGUUUCCCCUCUUCUUAGAUUUCCCGACACAAAAUCCCUAAUCCCUUUCUCCAGUGAAAUUUUUUAAAUUGUAAACUAUGGAAUUUUGAAUCGGGACGCAGGCUUCUUUCUGUUUAAAAAUCCUAUCUUUAGACUGAAAAUCCGAUCUUUCGUUAUUUGUGAUCGUUAUAAGUAUGUUAUGUGCUUUCCACGUCACUAUGUUCAAAUUUUCUGAGUUUAAAACUGAAUUGUAUGUUAUAUUGUACAACGUAGACUAUAUACUGUACCAAAAUCUUAGCUGGAAGCAAAUUUCUGAGCAAAACUAGGUGCAAGUUGUGCUAUAUAAGCAAUGGAAUCAACUGUUGCUAUGGGGAACAGUAACGUGGAGCCUCGAGAUGAUAUGGAAUUUGAUUCUCAUGAUGCAGCCUAUGAAUUCUAUAAAGAAUAUGCGAAAUCAGCCGGGUUUGGUACCGCCAAAUUGAGUAGUCGUCGUUCUAGGGCAUCCAAAGAGUUUAUUGAUGCAAAGUUUUCAUGCAUAAGAUAUGGAAACAAGCAGCAGUCUGAUGAUGCAAUCAACCCUAGGCCUUCUCCGAAAAUAGGUUGUAAAGCUAGUAUGCACGUGAAGAGAAGGUCGUCGAAUGGGAAGUGGUACAUUCAUAGUUUCGUAAAAGAACAUAACCAUGAGCUUUUACCAGCUCAAGUGCACUUUUUCAGAAGCCACAGGAAUGUUGAUCCGCUUAAGAAUGACGCAAAAGUUCGAAGGAAAAAGAUGUUGGCUUCUGUAUCAAAACAGUACGGGGCAUACCAAUUCUCUGGUAACCUGGAAAAUCUUUUCAGGAAUCAACAUGACAGAGGUCGAAGUUUGACUUUAGAAGAAGGAGGUGCGCAGGUCUUGCUUGAAUUUCUUGUGCAAAUGCAGGAAGAGAAUCCAAAAUUUUUCUAUUCUGUAGACUUAAAUGAGGAGCAUCGAUUGAGGAAUGUUUUCUGGAUUGACGCCAAAGGCAUGGAUAAUUAUUCCAAUUUUGGUGACGUGGUGUCAUUUGAUACUACAUACUUCACAAACAAAUAUAAAAUACCUUUGGUUCUCUUCAUUGGAGCAAACCAUCACGUUCAACCCACCUUACUAGGUUGUGCACUAAUUGCUGAUGAGACAGUGCAUACGUUCAUAUGGUUGAUGCGGACAUGGUGUUUGGCAAUGGGUGGACGAGGUCCAAGAAUUUUGUUGUCUGAUCAAAACGACAACAUCAAAGCAGCUGUUGGAGCAAUCUUUCCGGACACCGGGCACUACUUUAGCCUGUGGAGUAUAUUGGAGAAGAUCCCAAGGCGUCUUGAAUAUCUCAGUCUGUGGCAUGAUGCAUUUAUGGCAAAGUUUACUAAGUGCAUAUAUAGAUCAUGGACUGAAGAGCAAUUUGAACACAGAUGGUGGAAGUUGAUCGAAAAGUUCAAUCUUAGAGAGGACGAGUGGGUCCAAUCAUUAUAUGAAAAUCGCAAGCUUUGGGUGCCUGCUUUUAUGAGGGAUGUAUCUUUUGCCAGUUUAUCCACGGCUUCAAGAUCCGAAAGCAUGAACUCUUUCUUUGACAAAUAUAUCCAGAGUGAAACGUCUCUUAGAGACUUUAUUGGACAACAUAAGCUAAUCCUUGAAGACUGGUAUGAAGAGGAAGCCAAAGCUAAUUUUGAUGCAUGGCAUGAGAUGCCUGAGCUUAAGUCUCCCUCGCCCUUCGAAAAACAGAUGUUGCUCAUAUAUACUCGUGAAAUAUUCAAGAAGUUCCAAGUUGAAGUAUUAGGAGCUGCUGCAUGCCAUCUAAAAAAAGAAUCAGAAGACGGCACAUCUAUAACAUAUGCUGUCAAAGAUUUUGACGCAAAUCAGGACUUCAUGGUGGAGUGGGAUGCACUGAGGUCGGACAUAUACUGCUCAUGCCAUUCAUUUGAGUACAAAGGUUACCUUUGUAGACAUGCUAUUGUGGUUCUUCAAAUGUCUGGUGUCUUCAAUAUUCCGUCUAAGUAUAUAUUGCAGCGCUGGACCAAUGCUGCCAUGAGCAGGCAUUCCAUAAGUGAAAGAAUGGAAGAUGUGCAAGCUAAAGUCCGUCGCUACAAUGAUUUGUGCCGACGGGCAAUAAUAUUGGGUGAAGAGGGAUCACUGACUCAGGAAAGUUACAACAUUGCUGUUGGUGCCAUUAAAGAAGCCUUAAAACAAUGUGCAACUGUUAAUGUCACUUGUGAGACUAAUCUUAGAUCAGGCAGUUGUGCUACCCUUGCUAUCCAAGGUGUUAAUGAAGUAUGUCAAGGAAACAGUCUUGCAGCUAGAGAGCUAAUGCCUUACAGUAGAGCGGCCCAGACAAGCAAGGGUUCUAAAAGAGCAGAUCCUGGAAAAGAAAGGGAAAGCAUUGACAACGCUUCUAAUAAAAAAGGAAAGGUGACUUUGGAGCCAGAAAUUCCUAAUGGUGCACAAGGGGUCUUUCACCAAAUGGAGCUCCUGGAAAAGUUUAUUUUGAACAUAUAUCUGAUGCACCUAAUAGUUGACGAGCUAGAAGCUAUCCACUGGACAAUGACUAGAAUUAAACUAGAGGCUUUUGUAAUCCACUGCAAAAAAAAAAAGGAUAUGCCUGGUAGCCUGGAUUAUCCUACCUUGUACCCCAGAUUAACAACACUGUUAAGAGGUGGUGACAUUAACAAAAGAAGUGUGGAAUUGCUUGGAGAGAUGUUGGAGUAACAAAAAUUAAGGGUCAUAUAUCAUGGAUUGGUGGAGGAACAAUUUGUGUUUUUUAAUUGGGUGUUCCUCUCAAAGUAGAAAAGAUGCAGGAUCGGAAGAUUGAAGAAAUGAGAUGCUUAAUGCACGGGCGGGCAUCUGCAAUUACACAAUUAAAUAUGUCAAAUGUGAAAGUAAUUAGCUUUAAUAAUCUCCAAGCCCCGAGAUUCCCUGUUUUUUGGUGUUGCAGCGUGAAAGGCUCUGCAACUAUGUGAAAAUGGUAAGGAGGAAACUGGGGUUGGGGGUGGGUUGUUAUAAUGUUAAUGUUGCUUUGGAGUUAUAAUCUUCAGUCUUGUUGAGCUUAUCAACUCAUACUAGAUCCAAGUUUGGCAAGGAAGGUUGGCUCGAGGUGAGAUUUUCUUCUUCAAGAAGACUGACCCACAGCUUCUUUGUUAGCAGUUUCAGAUACAUAUUCCCUGGGCGCUAGGCGAUGUAUUUGUGGGUUUAGCUUCCCCUCCUAUUGUCUAUGUAUAGUGAGGUCAUGUAGUUGAUUCCAACUAGUUCGGGAUCGAGGCAUAGGUGGUGGUGGUGGUGUUCUUAUUGGUUUGUUGCAGGUUAUGGAUAGGUGAAGGUUUCAAUGAGGGAAGAAUUCAAGUUAAUAUACAUUGACAGUGUAAAUUGCAAAGAUUUCUUACUUUUAUUGGCGAAUUUUAACUUGUGAUAGAUACCAUGUUAGGGGU
Molecule: messenger RNA, 3613 nt
Organism: Nicotiana tabacum (common tobacco)
Lineage: Eukaryota; Viridiplantae; Streptophyta; Magnoliopsida; Solanales; Solanaceae
Source: RefSeq, a predicted model, not a curated record